CUGACCUCUCUUCCGCGGUUUAGCAAGGAAAUGCUUCCGGGUCGAAGGGCUUGCUUCCGGAGAGCGGGAAGGCUGAAACGUGGAGGUUAAGCCGGGGCCAAGUUUGCUGGAUUGUCAGUGGAAAAGGCAGCUUCUAUGGACAGGAGUGGCUUUGGAGAGAUGUCCUCGCCUGUGAUCCGUGAGGCAGAGGUGACACGGACUGCACGGAAACAGAGUGCACAAAAAAGAGUUUUAAUUUGGGCAUCCCAAGAUGACAUUUUUGCUAAUACUACACCAAGAAACCAGGUUAUCCCUCGAACUCCCAACUCAUCUCGACUUCCUUUUACUCCACUGAAUCGAAGCUUACUAAGGCAGCCAGAUGUUUCCUGCAUUAUUGGAACAGGAGGGAGGUCUCCCCGCCUUACACAGUCUUCAGGGUUCUUGGGAAAUCUGUCAAUGGUUACUAAUCUGGAUGACAGUAACUGGGCUGCUGCAUUCUCAUCACAGCGUUCAGGGCUCUUCACAAGCACAGAGCCCCACAGUGUAACAGAAGACGUAACUCUCAGUGCUGUUAUGUUACGUGAGGAUGAUCCUGGAGAAGCUGCAUCCAUGAGUAUGUUUUCUGAUUUCCUGCAGUCUUUUUUAAAGCAUUCUUCAACUACAGUUUUUGACCUUGUAGAAGAGUAUGAAAACAUCUGUAGUAGUCAGGUGAAUAUACUGAAUAAAAUAGUGAGCCGAGCAACACCUGGACUUCAGAAGUUUUCUAAAACAGCUAGUAUGCUCUGGCUUCUUCAACAGGAGAUGGUCACAUGGAGGCUGCUGGCUUCUUUGUAUAGAGACAGAAUACAGUCUGUAUUAGAAGAUGAAAAUAUGUUUGUAAUUACUGUGAAUAUACUGAAUAAAAUAGUGAGCCGAGCAACACCUGGACUUCAGAAGUUUUCUAAAACAGCUAGUAUGCUCUGGCUUCUUCAACAGGAGAUGGUCACAUGGAGGCUGCUGGCUUCUUUGUAUAGGGAGAAUACCCUGCAUACCUUGAAACAGCGGCAGCUGUCUUCUCAUAUAGGAAGUGUCCGUCCUCUUGUCACUGAAUUGGACCCUGAUGCUCCCAUAAGACAGAAAAUGCCCCUUGAUGAUCUGGAUAGAGAAGAUGAAGUCAGAUUGCUCAAAUAUCUUUUCACUCUGAUCCGUGCUGGAAUGACAGAAGAGGCGCAACGGCUCUGUAAACGCUGUGGUCAGGCAUGGAGAGCUGCAACGCUUGAAGGCUGGAAACUCUAUCAUGACCCUAACCCAAAUGUUAAUGGAGGAACAGAAUUAGAACCUGUUGAAGGGAAUCCAUACAGAUGCAUUUGGAAAAUAAGUUGCUGGAGAAUGGCAGAAGAUGAGCUCUUCAAUAAAUAUGAGAGAGCAAUUUAUGCAGCUUUAAGUGGGAAUCUCAAGCAGCUGCUUCCUGUCUGUGAUACCUGGGAAGACACAGUGUGGGCCUACUUUCGGGUAAUGGUGGAUAGUCUGGUAGAACAGGAGAUCCGGACGUCAGUAGUGCAUCUGGAUGACACAGAAGAGCUCCCUAGAGAAUAUUUGGAAGCAAACUGGACCUUAGAAAAGGUUUUUGAAGAACUUCAAGCUACUGAUAAAAAGAGAGUUCUAGAAGAGAAUCAAGAACAUUAUCAUACAGUUCAAAAAUUCCUUAUCCUGGGAGACAUUGAUGGCUUGAUGGAUGAGUUCAGCAAAUGGCUUUCCAAAAGCAGAAGCAGUCUACCUGGACACCUCCUCCGCUUCAUGACUCACCUCAUUUUGUUUUUCCGCGCUCUGGGACUACAGACCAAAGAAGAAGUUUCCAUUGAAGUUUUAAAGACAUACAUACAGCUCUUAAUAAAUGAGAAACAUACAAAUCUCAUAGCAUUUUAUACCUGUCAUUUGCCUCAAGACCUAGCCGUUGCCCAAUAUGCAUCAUUUUUGGAAGGUGUUACAGAAUUUGAAGAGCGCCAUCAUUGCCUAGAGCUGGCCAAGGAAGCAGAUUUGGAUAUUGCAACUAUAACAAAGACUGUAGUUGAGAAUAUACGGAAGAGGGAUAAUGGUGAAUUCAGUCAUCAUGACCUGACCCCAGCCCUAGAUACUGGCACUACUGAGGAGGACCGUUUAAAAAUUGAUGUGAUUGACUGGCUGGUAUUUGACCCGGCACAGAGAGCAGAAGCACUGAAACAAGGCAAUGCAAUAAUGAGGAAAUUCUUGGCAUCAAAAAAGCAUGAAGCUGCAAAAGAAGUAUUUGUGAAAAUUCCUCAGGAUUCUAUAGCAGAAAUCUACAAUCAGUGGGAGGAACAAGGAAUGGAAAGUCCACUUCCUGCGGAAGAUGAUAAUGCCAUCAGAGAACAUUUGUGCAUUAGAGCUUAUUUGGAGGCCCAUGAAACCUUUAAUGAGUGGUUUAAGCAUAUGAAUUCAGCCCCACAAAAACCUGCUUUGAUACCUCAAGCAACUUUUACUGAGAAAGUGGCUCAUGAACACAAAGAGAAGAAAUAUGAAAUGGAUUACAGUAUUUGGAAAGGACAUUUAGAUGCCCUAACUGCUGAUGUGAAGGAGAAAAUGUAUAAUGUCUUGUUAUUUGUUGAUGGAGGGUGGAUGGUGGAUGUUAGAGAGGAUGAUGCUGAAGAAGACCAUGAAAGAACACAUCAGAUGGUUUUGCUGAGAAAGCUUUGUCUGCCAAUGUUGUGUUUUCUGCUUCACACCAUAUUGCAUAGUACCGGUCAGUAUCAAGAAUGCCUGCAGUUAGCAGAUAUGGUAUCCUCUGAGCGCCACAAACUGUAUUUGGUAUUUUCUAAGGAAGAACUAAGGAAAUUGCUACAGAAGUUAAGAGAAUCCUCUCUAAUGCUCCUCGACCAGGGACUUGAUCCAUUAGGAUAUGAAAUUCAAUCAUAAUUCAUCCACUCUUUGUAAUUUCACUAAUUUCCAUGAAAGACAGUGUUUUUUGUAAAAUAUACAUAUUUAUAACUGGGUUUUUUUUCCUUUGCAUUAUCAUGGGGAAAAGUGUAAAAUUUCAACAUUUGAAUUUUGUAUUUUUCAGAAUAUUACAGUGGCACUAAAACUUGAAUGUAUUAUUUCAGCUGUUUAUUAAUAAAAUUACAUAAAAAUUAAA
Molecule: messenger RNA, 3106 nt
Organism: Manis javanica (Malayan pangolin)
Lineage: Eukaryota; Metazoa; Chordata; Mammalia; Pholidota; Manidae
Source: RefSeq, a predicted model, not a curated record